AUGGACUUUUUGACACAAGUUGUGGAAGGAACUGUUGAGGGAAUCAAGAAGUCCAAAGGACAUUCCAUGGAGUUGAGAAGUGGAAGGAGAUCUGCAAAUUCUGCAGACUUUGAACAUUUUGAUGUUGAUUAUGCUAAAACUCAGGACUCAUAUUUUGUGGAUCCCAACUUUAGUGGCGAUGAUCAUGAUGUUUUGUUUAAGAAUGGGUGA
Messenger RNA from Prunus armeniaca (apricot), 210 nucleotides. Lineage: Eukaryota; Viridiplantae; Streptophyta; Magnoliopsida; Rosales; Rosaceae. The record is from the annotation of a GenBank genome assembly.